GCUGUGACGAUGGACUGUAACUCAAGUCUUUCCUAUUCUAAUCCUGGGUUGGGCCACUUGCUUUCUGUUUAUAGCCACGUUUCCUCUGUAGCUUUGACCAUCGAGCCAUCCAGCCAAGUCAUUCGGAAAUAGCGAAGUGCUAUGAUUAGCAGUUACUGAUAGGGGCAUUCCACACCUGGAACCAACAGACCAAUUCACCCUGGCAAAGCGUCUCUCAAGCUAUGGCCCCUGCAUUUUACAGCAACUCUCUUCAAAAGCAGCCGUUUUUAGCUAUGGUGCGAAGACCUUUAGCUGGUACUGAUGAUGCAACUAUCUGUACUUGGGGCCAACAGACCUAGCCACCCUAGUCAAGCGCCUUACUAUAGAAUGGCUGGUCCAACUGCUAACCCGGUCGUUGCGGACUGUAUAGCCGCUACACCCUGAGCAUCCUGAGGUAGUCUCUUGAGGCACAAAUCCUAUUCGUCUCCUGACGCUGGUAGCUCUGGGCCCCCAUGGCCUUGACCGUGGGCUGGCGUCUCCGUGGCCGGUGGCUGGCGUCUCCUUGGUCGACAGUCGCGGACAACGGUCUGGUUGUAGGCAUGGAAUCUCAGGAAUUCGACAUGGACAACCUCCAAGCAACUGUGUAUAAAACCCAGCCUACUCUCGCAGCUAUCAUGGUGCUGUCUCUAGAUGCCACAGAUCCUUCAAUUCUUCAGCUCCAAUCCUGCCUUCGUAUCAUCAGCCUCAUUGACCAACAUGUCUCAAACCUAUAGCCCUCUCGAAGUUUCGAAGCGAACGCUCCACGAAGCGUGGCGUCGGCGAGACCAGGCAAAGCUUGAUCUCGAAGAUGCGAACGCGGAGUAUCGGUCGCUAUAUAGAAGGUGCCAGCAAGGAAGAGGCAGUUCCGUACAACUCGAUGGUGUGGCAAGGCGUGUGCGCAACCUUGAAUAUGCGGUAGAGAACAAAUUGCCGGCUGCUAUCGCGAGUGCCUACGAAAGAUACCUGUGGGACUUCUACACUGAACACGGCUUGGGGCCAUUGCCUUAUGACAUCUCUGAAAAUACCUCGCAAUAUUUGGGUGAUCGCGCGAGGCAGAUUCGGAACCAGGUGGAGGCGCAGUACCUCAGAGAGCUCCAGGGACAGCGCUGAGGCCCUAAGGUUCGACAACCUUCGCUACAGAUUUAGGUAUCAAUUCCUAUUUUGGCAACUUCUAGUGGUGUUAUUCUUUGCGUCGACAACACCCUCCGGAGGCACCUAGGGAAUGUGGCAUAUAUACAGCAAGGUCUUGGUUUCGAGCUAGGUCGUGUUAGAUAUGGGUAUUUGUUUUAGUUAUAUAACGUCAGAUAUAGAGAAUGUGCGGGCCAGUUCUUUUCUCAUUCACCUAAUUUCAUGAAGAC
This is a messenger RNA of Durotheca rogersii, 1376 nucleotides long. RefSeq lists its product as uncharacterized. The transcript is spliced from 3 exons. The record is from RefSeq and is a predicted model, not a curated record. NCBI's taxonomy places the organism in Eukaryota, Fungi, Ascomycota, Sordariomycetes, Xylariales, Xylariaceae. The coding region runs from base 670 to 1128 and encodes 152 amino acids.